This is a messenger RNA of Marmota flaviventris (yellow-bellied marmot), 1417 nucleotides long. The record is from RefSeq and is a predicted model, not a curated record. Lineage: Eukaryota; Metazoa; Chordata; Mammalia; Rodentia; Sciuridae.
GGUCCUCAUUAAACCUUUUCUCCAGGAAGUGCUCGCGGCAGCUCCGCGCAGCGACCCGAAGGGGGAGCCGGUGGGCGGUUGGGCAGCACACCCCGGGGACACGAGGGCGGGAAUGUGUCUGUGUUGCCCAGCCUCACAAAAGGGACUCCUCUGUUGCGAGCCGGUCCUGGGCUGCAGCCUUUGAAUACAAGGAACGGUCGGAGACGCCUUCCGGGGGAGUCUUAUUUCACAAAGAAGGAGAACCACAGGGACUUGCAGGGAGUCUGAAGGGGCCUGAGUUUAGGGGACAGGAUAAGAUGACGCGUGCCCAACCUGUCAUCGACACCAAGGAGGCCGCGUGGCAGAAGGUCCUAGAGCGGCAGCCCUUCCCCGGUAACUACGUGGACCCACGGUUCCUGGAAGAGCUCCGGAAGAACAUCUGUGCCUGGAAAUACCAAUCCUGGGCAGUGGUGUUCGAGUCCAGUGUGGGGAUCCAACAGCUGUGCAGCGUCUGCGUCUUUGGGGUCAUCUGGUGGUAUAUGGAUGAGGGUCUUCUGGCCCCCCACUGGCUUUUUGGAACUGGCCUGGCAUCUUCAUUGAUGGGAUGUGUUUUGUUUGAUCUCAUUGAUGGUGGUGAAGGGCGGAAGAAGAGCCGGCGGACCCAGUGGGCUGACCUGAAGAGCACCCUGGUCUUCACUGCUCUCACCUACGGGUUUUCACCAGUGCUGAAGACAGAGUCCGUCAGCACUGACACCAUCUAUGCCAUGUCAGUCUUCAUGCUGUUGGGCCACCUCAUCUUCUUUGACUAUGGGGCCAAUGCUGCCAUUGUAUCCAGCACACUGUCCUUGAACAUGGCCACCUUCGCUUCUGUCUGCCUGGCCUCACAUCUUCCUCGGUCCCUGCAUGCCUUCAUCAUGGUGUCGUUUGCCACCCAGAUUUUUGCACUGUGGCCCAUGUUACAGAAGAAACUGAAGGCCUGUACUCCCCGCAGCUAUGUGGGGGUCACGCUGCUUUUUGCCUUCUCAGCCUUGGGAGGCCUGCUGUCCAUUAGUGCCGUGGGAGCCAUACUCUUGGCUCUUCUGCUGGUUUCCAUCUCCUGUCUCUGCCCUUUCUACCUCAUUCGCCUGCAGCUUUUUAAAGAGAACAUUCAUGGGCCUUGGGAUGAAGCUGAAAUCAAAGAAGACUUGUCCAGGUUUCUCAGCUAAGUUAGGGACCCCAUUACACUAUUCAGGCAAGCUCAUAGACUGGUAUGCUAACCAGCAUAAAAUCUGAAGGCAGAGCCCAUUCUGGGAGCAGCAGGCUGAUGUGGAUGAGAGAACAGAGAUCAGAAGAAAAAAUUAAUCAAAGGCUGGGGUGGUGAAGGUGUUUGCCCUUCUGUCAUUUUCAUUUUAUGAUGUAAAAGCUUUCUGGUGUCCUCUUGAAUUACUGCCCAUCUGUU